Guillardia theta CCMP2712 is the source of this 462-nucleotide messenger RNA. RefSeq lists its product as hypothetical. The transcript has a single exon. Gene Ontology annotation, molecular function: calcium ion binding. Gene Ontology annotation, cellular component: cytoplasm. The annotation marks the transcript as partial. The record is from RefSeq and is a predicted model, not a curated record. NCBI's taxonomy places the organism in Eukaryota, Cryptophyceae, Pyrenomonadales, Geminigeraceae.
ACCAAGCACCGGCUGCUCCGCGCAAAGAGGAUGUUUGCUCUGCUCGAUGUGGAUAAGGCCGGUUUUCUUGAUUGCCAGAAACUUACCAACUUCUUGCAACACAACACCAUCAACUUCCUGCCUGAGCGGCUCUCCACGAUCAUGGACGUUGUGGUUGGGAGCGGGAAGGACAUCAGCAUGGAAAAGUUUCUGCUGCUGAUGGGCUUCGAGGGCGUCCAGGAAGCUGACUUGGAGAGCAUCGAGCUGCAGGAGCGCCGGGCGAGGCUGCAGGAGGCAGUCACGACCUUCCACACCUUCGACGAGGAUGGGAGUGGGACCAUCGACACCUCGGAGCUGACGGGGAUCAUGAAGACGAUGGGGCAGAAGAUGACGCAGGAGGAGGUGGAACACAUGUUCUCCCUCGCUGACAAGCACGGGACCGGGGAGAUCGACUUUGAGAAUUUCUGUGAGUGCUUGCUGGCU